UAAGAUAUUAAACCUUAACACAUCAACUGUUGAGUUCAUAAUAGAUUGUAGAUAUUUCAUAUUUAAUAGUAACUUGAUGUGCUGUUGAGCGUAUGAUAAGAUAAUAUGCAAUAGUCAAGUUCAUAUAACCAACGUUUGGUAGUAAACGAUGCAGUGUUGCCUCGACCUCAUAUGAUGGACCACGAAAAAGUGCCCGAGUUGGAAAGGAUCGUCAAAAUUGGACCGGAGGAGAAUGGCAUUAGUGAAACAAAACACGAUUGCUGCUCGGAAAAAAUAUCUGCGCGGAUCGUGUUUCGUAGACAGGCACUCAUAGCUUUUGGCACAUUUAUGUUAACGCUAAGUGCCGGAGCAACGGCAGGUUUUUCAGCAGUUCUCAUACCCGAAUUGCAGCAUGCUAAAGGAAGACACAAAUACUCAUUGGAAAUGGUAACUUGGAUAGCUUCAAUGUCAUCGUUUGCUUUAGUAUUUGGAAAUAUUAUCUCAGGAUAUUUAAUGGAAAGAUAUGGAAGAAGGAGAUCACAGUUAUACUUGGGUAUAACUUUUAUGUGCGGAUGGGCAACAAUAGGAUUUUCGAAUAACAUGGUGCCUUUGAUACUUGCUGGGAGGUUCAUAACGGGACUUUCACAAGGUUGGCUGGGCCCUCUUGGUCCUGUAUUUGUUGGUGAAAUAAGUUCACCGAGACACAGAGGUCUGUUUCUUGCUGCAUUAUCUUUGGCUAUUGCUGGAGGUGUUUUUAUGUCACAUUUGUUUGGGACUUUUCUACGAUGGAAUAUAGCAGCUCUUUUAUGCGGAUCGUUUUCCAUGAUUGGAUUCGCUAUAAUAUAUUAUGCACCAGAAUCACCAUCUUGGCUCGCUUCUAAAAAUCGCAUCGAUGAAUGCAUAAAAUCUUUUCAAUGGUACAGGGGUGUUAGCUUGGAAAUGAAAACAGAAUUGGAAAAAAUGAUUUUCGAACAAACAAAGAAAGAUCAGAGUCAAGGUAAAUUGGAAGCAUUAGCAAUAAAUAUAAAGAAACCGGAGUUCUGGAAGCCACUGUUUAUAAUGAUGACGUUUUUCGUUAUCACACAACUGUCGGGAAUCAAUGUGAUUUGCGCAUAUACAACUGAUAUGAUGAAGAAAUUGAUCGGUAAACACUCUAGUAAAUCUCACACUUAUGCAGCCAUGUUGACUGUUGAUGUCAUAAGAUGCGUGUCAUUAGUAUUCGCGUGCAUUAUACUUAAAAAAUUAGGUCGUCGACCUUUAGCAAUGUUUAGUGGAAUUUCUACAGCUAUAUCCUUGUUGACAUUGGCUCUUUAUUUGUAUUUUGUAGAGACGCGUGUUAUAAGACACAUGUCACCAAUUGUAUCGUUAGGAUUAAUGACGCUAUACAUUAUUGUAUCGAACAUGGGGAUUGCACCUUUACCUUGGAAUAUGGUUGGAGAAUUAUUUGCCACUGAAACUAAGGGCUUGGGUUCAGGUAUAAGUGUCAUGAUGACUUCUAUUGCAUUUUUCGUUACAAUAAAAACAGCUCCUUACAUGUUUGAAAGUAUGGGGCACCAUGGUACUUAUUUAUUUUAUGGUUUAUCGACUUUGUUUGGAACAGUGUUUUUGUACUUCUAUCUUCCUGAAACUAAAGGUAAAACUUUGUUACAAAUAGAGGAGUACUUCAGAUACGGUAAAAAAGAGAAUUUCAAAGAAGUCACGACAAAAGAAGAAACUAACAAAUCACCAGUUUGAACUUGAAGUUCAUGAAUCAGUGGUGUAACUUAAUAAAAGGGAUUGGAUAUUCAGAUACAUAAAAAGCAUUUCAUGAAAUCGUUUUGUAUGUAACAUUUGAUAUUGAUAUACAAAGUUCAUAAGUAUUAGUCUUUACGUUUUACUUGUGGAUAAAGUCCAUGAUUGUGUUUGUUUAUCUACAGCGCGAAUAUUAUGAAUCUAUAAAUUUUAAUCACGAUCACUUGACGAUUUAAAUGAUCUGAUAGCGUUAUUUAUUAGGUUCUCACUUGACUUAAUUUGAUCAUUAUUACAAAAUUAUUACAGUUAGAUAUUUCAAUCAUCAACAAAAUGUGAUAUAAAUUGGUGUCAAAAAUGAAUCGUAUGUAUUGUUCCUUCUUUGUGACUCAUUUAACCAAGUGCACAUCAGGUCACUAACAAAUGUAAAAUUUUACACAGUCAAUUUUAAACUCUGCCAGCAAAGUAUUAAACUUUAAAAUUAGAUAGGACAGUUUUGUAUAACUUUUACGAGCUGUUGACUAUACAAAUGAUAAUAAGUAUGUAAAUAAAAAUGGUAUUUUUAAGAUGGAUAAAUUAAACUAUUAUUUUUUAGGAAUAUAUAUUUUAUUUUGUACAGAUAUUAAAUAAAUGUGUUUUAAUUAAAAAUGUGUUAAUUAUUUGGAUAAGUACACUGCUUUGAGGUUGAGUAUGAUGAGAGGCCGACUCUACAUGUUGUAGGUACAUAUGUAUUUAUCGCAAGUAAAUGUUAAAAUUAUAAAUCUUAUCAAACAAUGCAUACCAUUUCCCUAAAUAAAACUAGUAGCUUUAUCAAAUUCAAAAUAAGUUCAAGAAAACGAGAAGCAAUUUUUCUAUAUUUAGCAAAACUCAAUAAAACGGUUAAAUAAUAAUUAAUCGUAUGAUAUUAAAAAGAAACAGAUUGCAAAAGUAUAACAAUUUUAUUAGUUGUUUAAUCAUGACUUAAUUAUUUAUAUAAGAUUUUCAUCAAAGUAUAGAUAUUAUUUUUUUGCCCAUUUACUAAACCAAUUCUGCGAUUCGAUCUAAUCAUUAG
Diatraea saccharalis (sugarcane borer) is the source of this 2758-nucleotide messenger RNA. NCBI's taxonomy places the organism in Eukaryota, Metazoa, Arthropoda, Insecta, Lepidoptera, Crambidae. The record is from the annotation of a GenBank genome assembly.